Parastagonospora nodorum SN15 is the source of this 1992-nucleotide messenger RNA. RefSeq lists its product as hypothetical. Lineage: Eukaryota; Fungi; Ascomycota; Dothideomycetes; Pleosporales; Phaeosphaeriaceae. The record is from RefSeq and is a predicted model, not a curated record. Gene Ontology annotation, cellular component: peroxisomal membrane. Gene Ontology annotation, molecular function: ABC-type transporter activity; long-chain fatty acid transmembrane transporter activity; ATP hydrolysis activity. The coding region runs from base 1 to 1992 and encodes 663 amino acids. Gene Ontology annotation, biological process: very long-chain fatty acid catabolic process; fatty acid beta-oxidation; peroxisome organization. The transcript has 4 exons.
AUGGCCGUCUUAUCCAAGCCCUACCUGCGGCAGCAGCUGUCCAGCGCAAACGUCAAAUCAAUCAUCAACGACCUGACAUCGCUCUACCUGUCCAACCGAACCCGCAUUUCCCGCGCCGUCUACCUCACCCUCUUCGUCGCGCUCAUAAACCGCGUGCGCAACGCCAUCGCCGAGCAAAAAGCCGCUGCAUCACGACGCUCUGCAAAGGCCACGUCGCCGGGCGAGAAAGAUGCAAGCAAGCGCAAGAAAGUCGAGAUCAACCGCGAGUUCUUCAAGAGCUUGAUUCGGCUGCUGAGGAUAUGCAUUCCGGGGUGGAAGAGCAAGGAGCUCAGGUUAAUUAUUAGUCAUAGUGUGUUUUUGAUACUCAGGACGAUGAUCAGCUUGUAUGUGGCGGAGUUGGAUGGGAGGUUGUAUCGAACACGAUUGACGAACUACAUCCACAACAAAUACCUCAGUCAGAUGACAUUCUACACUCUAUCUGCGCUCGACGAUCGCAUAAAGAACGCGGACCAGCUCAUUACUGUCGAUAUUGCCAAGUUCUCGAACUCACUCGCGGAAUUGUACUCGAAUCUCGCAAAACCUAUACUCGAUAUCAUCAUAUACAACUACAGCCUCUCAAGGAGUGUUGGCGGCGAAGGUCUCUUCUUCAUGUCACUGCUCGUUCAGAUAUCAGCAAACGUCAUGCGUGCUCUUACACCUCCGUUCGGAAAAUACGUUGCGGAUGAAGCUAGACUGGAGGGCGAGUUCAGAUUCCAGCAUUCAAGGCUGAUCGACUACAGCGAAGAAGUGGCACUGUAUGGUGGACACGAGGCGGAGAAAGACACACUGGACAAGGGAUACUUCACCCUCAUCAAACACGUCAACCGCAUAUUACGGAGAAGAUUCUACCACGGUAUCAUGGAGGACUUUGUGAUUAAAUACUUCUGGGGUGCAUUAGGACUGCUCCUUUGCAGUGUACCCGUGUUCUUCAAAGUGCCCGGUGCAGGCCAAGGAAGCAUGGGAGAUCGAACUGAAAACUUCAUCACCAACCGUCGCAUGCUACUCAUGUCCUCGGACGCCUUCGGUCGCAUCAUGUUCUCCUACAAAGAAAUCACCGAGCUUGCCGGCUACACUUCGCGCGUCUCCACCCUCCUCGACGUCAUCGCCGACAUCCAAGCCGGACACUUUGAAAAAGCACUCGUAUCCUCCGCAUCGACCGACGAAAACGCUGCCGUGCUCGCCGGCCGCGGGACCGUGACUGAGGGCGAAGAUAUCGAGUUCACCGACGUCCCCAUCGUAUCUCCCAACGGCGACGUGCUGGUUCGCAAACUCUCCUUCGCCGUCCGCCCCGGCGACCACUUACUCAUCGUCGGGCCUAACGGGUGCGGGAAAUCAUCGUUAUUCCGUAUCCUCGGCGGUCUGUGGCCGGUGUAUGGCGGACAUGUGCGAAAACCGCCGUUCGAAGACAUAUUUUACAUUCCCCAGCGCCCAUACUUGUCCCGGGGUAGUCUGCGCCAGCAAAUCAUCUACCCGGAUAGCUUGUACGAGAUGCGCGAUAAGAACGUUUCAGACGCGGAUUUACUAUCCAUCCUCGCGACGCUGGAGAUUGAGGGUAUCGUCGACCGCCCGGGCGGCUGGGAUGCGGAGCAGGAGUGGACGGAUGUGCUCUCUGGCGGUCUGCAGCAACGAGUUGCCAUGGCGAGGCUUUUCUACCAUCGCCCGCGGUAUGCCAUCUUAGAUGAAUGCACGUCUAGCGUUACGCUUGAGGUCGAGAGGAUCAUGUACGAGGAGGCGAAGCGUUUGGGCAUUACGCUCAUGACGGUGUCGCAUAGGCGCAGUUUGUGGAAGUACCAUACGAGGAUAUUGCAGUUCGAUGGCCAGGGAGGACAUUAUUUCGGUCGACUCGAUGCGGAAAGGCGGGCGGUGUUGGAAGAUGAGAAGGAAGACAUCGAGCUGCAGCUUCGUGCGGUGCCGGAUAUUGAGGAGAGGAUCAGGGAGUUGACGAGUGGUUGA